Molecule: messenger RNA, 151 nt
Organism: Dentiscutata erythropus
Lineage: Eukaryota; Fungi; Glomeromycota; Glomeromycetes; Diversisporales; Gigasporaceae
Source: the annotation of a GenBank genome assembly
GCUUUCAAUAGUUGUCUCUGGUGUUUUGGGCCUUCAAUAGUGUUGCUUCUAGUGCCUUGGAUCUUAAAUAGUGUUAUCUCGUUCUUUGGGCCUUCAAUAAUGUCAUUUCUGGUACUUUGGAUUUUUAUUGAAGUCAUUUCUGAUGCUUUUG